AGUCGAGGUUGUAACCACGCUUAGCUUAAAACGCUAUCCAUUGAAAACAUUUAAAAGACUGAUUGAAUGGAGAUGUUGCUGCUGUCGGCUGUCGAUAGGCCUAUGAGGCUGGGAAAACUUGAUGCAUAACGAUGAACAGGAAAAUCUCUACAUAGUAAGGGUAUAAAUUGAGUGCAGUAUGGAAGAGAGCAUCUGUCCCCUGGAGAUUGAGGUGCCAGGGUUCCAGUGUGGGUUAAUGAGGACACUGUAUGGCCUGUGGCGUGGGAGUCAGCUGUGUGAUGCUGUCAUACAUACAGGCAAUGGUAGUGUAGAGGCUCACAGAGCAGUGCUGUGUGCCGCUAGUCCAUACAUACACAACAUGGAGGCCAGUGACACUCAGCAGUUCAGAGUCUCCCACUACCACCUACCAGUAGGGCGGCUAGAGGAUGUCACGGUUAUGCUCAGGUUGUUUUACACAGGAAAGUUUGCCAUUUCAUCAGAAAACGUCGAGAACAUCUUGCAGCUCUGUAUGUUUCUACAAGUAGGAAAGGCUGUUGAAGUAUGUCAGAGAUUCUUCAGUGGAUGGCAUUCUUAUAAAGAACACACAGUGACUAACUUUCAGGAAAGUUUAUUUUCACAAGAGAAUAAACUUGGUCUAAGAGAUGGAUCAUCAACAGGAAAUGUACCAGUAGGUAUUGGUAUCCCGGACUACACCCGCCUUCCCAACACACAUACAAGUCAAACUAAUGGAACCGUUAGAGAAAAUACAAGUCAUGAUCCACGAAAUAUACAUCCAGAACAACACUGUAUGCUAAUGGAUAGAAACCAAGGAGCGGCAAUAGAUAUAGCUAAUAUACAACAUGAUGUUCAAAUGUGUGGACCUCAGGAAAAUAAUAUUUCAAUUUUAAGUGAUAGUGCUUUUCAUGAAGGUCAAAGGUCAGUUGCUAAUGUUUCUCACUCAGAUCCAGGGUUAACAGAUCUUCAGGAAAUUCAGAGGCCAGAAACUGGUGCCUCUCUUGAUGGUCAAGGAUCAGCAAGAAUUCCAAAAGAUUGUGUUGGGGAUGCUGAGCUAUUGACUCCCACUUUGUUAACAGGUGAUGUUGCCAACUUGCCAGGUUCAUCAACUUUAGGUAGACACCAGUGUGUGGGUUCUGUUGUAAGUGAAGAAGUGACGAGGGAAGAAAGAGAAAAUAUUGGAAAUUCUCAGACAUCAGAUAACUUAAACACAGCACCCACAUCACCAACUUGUUUUAGCCCUGAAAUAUCUGAUUCUGACAAUGAAUGUAUUUCAGAUGAUCUCACAUCACAUCAAAACGGGUCUAUUAGAUGUAGAGACUGCAAUGAGGAGGUUCAAAAUAGAACCUGCUUAGCUCAACACAAAAAAUAUUGUCAUCCAAAAUCAUCAGAGCUUGUCACACCCAAUUCAACAAGUAUAAAUGAAGAGACAGGAAGUUCCUUAGAAUAUAAUGCAGAUAAAGCUAAUGACCCUUGUUCUGAUUCUAGAAGAAACAUAAAAAAUAUGAAAGUGGAAGAGACAACUGAAAGUAAAACAAUAGGUUCAUGUUCACUUCGCUCUAAUUCAAGGUCUAAUCCUCAAGUAGAAAUAUUGAAAAACAGCAAAUCUUCAAGAAAGAGAAAAUUAAAAUCAUCUGCAGAGGAAAAGAACCAGAAAAAAAAUGACACAAGCAAAAGUAAGACAAAGAAUAAAAAAAAUUGUGACUCGCUUCAAGUUGCAACCAGAACUAGGAUGAAGAGGAGCAACAAGGACACCAAGCAGCUGGAUCAGGCACUCUGGACAUGUGCUUUCUGUAAGCUGGUGUUCAGUUCAAAGUUGGACCGUGCCAAACACAGACGACAGGUCCACAAACCCGACAGUUAUAACUGUGCAGCCUGUAAGACCACCUUCUCCUUACCACGCCAACUCAAGGCCCACAAGGAGCAAGCCCACCCUGAGAGGAUCAGGUGUUUUAAGUGUGAGAAUCAUCCCACCUUCUCCACAGUCAGUGAACUAGAAAACCAUCGUAGGAAUCAGCACGUCAGAGAUCAGACCAUUAGAUGUAGAAUCUGCAGGGAAAUAUUUGAAACGAAAGAGGCUAAAAACAAUCAUGUGAAAACUGUUCAUCCUUGUGGAAAGAAUUGUCCUGAGUGUAACACAAAGUUUGAUAACUGGAAACAUCUUGUUGACCACCGUAACCAUAAACACGAUGUUCCAUUUGAGGUUAACAAGUAUGAAAUCUUUCGGUGUGAUAUUGAGGGUUGUGACUACCAGACAGUGGACAAGUACCGGUUCCUGUGCCACAAGAGGGACGUCCAUUGUGGGGACCGCACUCAUACUUGCCAUACAUGUAACUCGACGUUUAAGAGCCAGCGUGCCCUGAAAUCCCACCAGGAGGUUCACCUUGACCGUGACCAGAGGAACGGAUCUCAGUGCGACCAGUGUGGCAAGAAGUUUCUCUCUGUUGCCUACCUCAAGACUCACAUUGAAACCAUGCACAGUGUAGAGAAGAAGCCGAUAAAGAAGCAGUUCCUGUGCCACCUGUGUCCUAACAGCUUCAGGGACAAACACUUCUUCCACAGUCACAUGCUGCGAGCACAUGAGGUGGCGCCCCCUGCUGACCUCAAACUACACAGAUGUACACACUGUGACUUCUUCACAGUUCAGAAAUCACAUUUAAGGAAACAUAUGAGGCACCAUUCUACAGGAGCUAAAGAAUAUGAAUGUAACUCAUGUGGAAAGAAGUUUUUGACAGAGGACUGUUUAGGACGACACAUGCAAAGACAUCAAAUGAAGGAUGAGUUCUGUCCUAUACCAGGAUGUGGCUAUUCCACCAAGUAUAAGAGUAAUCUGAAAAACCAUGUAGCACGCAUACACACACAGAAGGAUCUGAAACCGUUCCUGUGUCCCUACUGUGACUACAGAUGUAAGGAGAAGGGCAACCUCAACAAACACAUCACAGGCAAGCACAAAAUGGAGGUGGUGACAGUGGCCAAGCUAAGGAAGAACGCCAUCAAAACAGGCACAGGCUAUCCCAACUUUGUCACCAUGUCCCAGUCUAACGCUGCGGCAUCCUACUCCGACGAGGAAAACGCUGGAAGCCAAGUAAACCUAGGGACGAACGUGUCAUCUUCCUGUGAUCAGUAUCAAGUUGACUACAGUAGGCAGGUCUACAGUGGGGCCAUGUGACAAAGUGUCCAGUCCGGAGAGAAACCUUAGGGACAGGGCAGGGCUGUCUUUGGAACGUGAAAGUACACCGUGUACUUAUAUGACAUUUAUUGGGUGGGGGGUAAAUUGAAAGCAGAAUAUGAGUUGUAUAAAAGAUGUAUAACUAAUGGAUUAAUAAUGUAUGAUUUUAUUAAUUUUUAUCGUUUUCUAUUAUAGUAUUUAAAACAUGGAGGAGGGCAUGUUUACAAAACGUAAUACAAAUGUACAGUAAAACCUUAUUAUAAUACAACUCAUUUCAGUUACGACCUUAGUUAGUGCCAAUGCAUCUCAAGGACCCUGUUUCCUUUUUUCAAAACAAUCAAUUUUAUGUAUUUCUCGAAACUCCCCAUGCCCUCUUUAUAACGCGAAAAUUUUGCUGCACAGAUGGUGUCAAUGUAAUAAGGUUUUACUGUGAAUUCAUUUUUAUAUAUACAGAUGUAUCUCAGGAAUAAUAUGUGCCAAGCUUUACCAAUCUAGUCAAACUGCUUUCCUUGUGUCAAAAUGCUCCCUUUUAUCGUCAUUUGUAUUGAUGUUAUGAAGUAUAUCUUAAUUGUAUUGAUAUUAAAAGUGAUGUUUUACUUCGUGUACAGCUGUGCUUGUAUACAGUUAAAAUGUGGACGAUUGAAAUCAUACGCAAAUUACUUUGUGUACAGCUGUGCUUGUAUACAGUUAAAAUGUGGACGAUUGAAAUCAUACGCAAAUCACCCAACUCCUAUAACAUAUAAGAGGCCGCUGGUCGGCCUUUUUUUCUAUUGGAUAUGAAUUUGCCGACUGUGACUGUUACACGGCGCCUGUCAAAGGUAAACCUCUAACACUGUUGCUUUGAAACUCACAGAUACUUGCAGGAUUCCUUCAUUGUACGUUUGUUCAAUAUGAAAUACAUCGUAGCCAUCAUCAAGCUGAGUUUCUUCUGGCUCCAAUACCAGACUUCUGAUAUUUUUACAUGUAGGUCUAUCAGAACUUAAAAUGUCUGAUGUUUUGGGUCGAGGAAACUUAGCUAGCUAUCUUAAGCCUGUCAAAAAGCUGUUAAUAUCCUUAUAAAAGUGUGUAAAGGUAGGUAUUCUGUCAGACCUGAUAAACAAUUAAAAUGUUAUUAUGGUGCUGAUCAGAAAUUGGUCAUAUAAUGUUCAAACAGGACUAUCCCUGUACCGACGUAUGUUGUAAUAAAAUUGUAAGUGAAUUAUCACAGUACUGGACUUCAGGUUAGCAAGAAGUAUAGGGUCACAGGCAGAGGCGUACAAAUCAUGUUUGAAAUAUUAUAAAACAAUCUUUAUUCUCUUGACAGACAAAUUUUUGCUUAAUUGACAUCAUGAAAAAGUAAAGAGCUUUGUAGAUUUUGCAAAUCUGCACAUUUUCAAUCAAAUAAAUAGAUUCUUUUUUUGCAUAUAAUGUACACAGAAACUUUUGAGUCACAUUGGCAAGAGUGCAUGCCUUGUGUUAUGGUUACACAUAUUUGGAAUAUAACUGAACAACAUUUACUAUGUUUGUGGCCAAAUUUAUUUGAUAUUUGUUUUUUGAUUUUCCCCCCAAAAAUUUACAGCCUUUAGAGAAUAACAUUUUGUUUGUGCCAUUAGUUAUCGUGAAGAUCUGAAUUAAAAAAAAGCCUUUUUACAGCUUGAUUUGGACAUUAAAGCUGUUUGUAAAUGUUUAUCUAUGCAACUAUUCAGCAAUGUGAUAUUUUCUAGCCAGAGUUUCAACAGGUGUUGUGCACGUAACAUUUCCAAAGAUCAAUCAGGCUUUGAAUUUAUUUAUUUCUGGAUUAAGUCAUGCAUUCAUCAUGUUUUAUUUUAGAGUAUGCCAUUACCGAUAUAUGUUGUACUAUGCUGUAGAUUCAUUGUGACUUGAGAGAAAAUGAUAAUACAUCCUAACCAAAAUUUGCCUUUACACAAAUAUGCUUCGAAUUAAAAGUAUAAAAUAAU
This is a messenger RNA of Mizuhopecten yessoensis (Yesso scallop), 5100 nucleotides long. RefSeq names its product zinc finger protein 813-like. The coding region runs from base 179 to 3163 and encodes 994 amino acids. Lineage: Eukaryota; Metazoa; Mollusca; Bivalvia; Pectinida; Pectinidae. Gene Ontology annotation, cellular component: chromosome. The transcript has 8 exons. Gene Ontology annotation, molecular function: protein binding; chromatin insulator sequence binding. Gene Ontology annotation, biological process: regulation of transcription by RNA polymerase II. The record is from RefSeq and is a predicted model, not a curated record.